Molecule: messenger RNA, 642 nt
Organism: Rhizophagus irregularis DAOM 181602=DAOM 197198
Lineage: Eukaryota; Fungi; Glomeromycota; Glomeromycetes; Glomerales; Glomeraceae
Source: RefSeq, a predicted model, not a curated record
UUCCUGAUUAUAAUUUUUGUAAUUUUUAAAUGUAUUUCGAAUUUACUUAUGAUCAUCGUUUCUCAAAUAAAAAUGUUUUAUAUAUCGUACCUCCUCUUCUUUUUCGUAUCUUUUCUUCUUGCUCGCUCACGUAAGUUUCUCUGUUCAUCGUAUAUCUUACGUUUUUCAAUACGUGCAUCAAUAUGGAGAUUGAAUUUAACAACUUUUGUUAAAGGUUUAGCCUUAAAUUUGAAAGGUUCAGUUUUCUUGACGCGCCCAGAAUUGAUAUCACUUGAAUCAACCGGGUUUGAUUGUACCUUAUCAUUAUUAAUUUCAUUUCCCUUGUUCUACUUCCUGGUUCUUUCAGCCCUUAAUUUAGUGCGCAAGAAUGGAGACUUCGUUUUUGUAGGAAGAUUAACAUAAUUCGACGUAGAUCUCAUUGUCGCAAGCUUUGAUUUGAAUCUGUCUGGAGUUUUUCCAAUGAAAUAAUGGCGAGUUUUGCGCAACAAAACUCUUCUUCAUAUGAAAUCUUUUGAUAGGUUGCCGUUUCUGAAUUCCUUGAGAUUUACGACCAAGAUGAUUUUUUACUUGCUUAGCAGUAUUAGUAGGUUGCGGAACUUGCGGAACUUGUUGCAAAAUCAAAAGUUAUGUCGUUAUUAAAGU